AUGACUACUAUUGCUAUCGCAAUUCAGGUCACCUCUAUCUUUGCACAAUGUUUGAAUUUCUUCAGUUAUAUUGGUCCUGACUUUCAAUCACUUUCGGAAGCUCGAGGUGCAGCAGCAGCGGUGUUUCGACUCAUUGAUGAGGGAAAUGAUGCAAGUAUCAAUGAAACAGAUGUCUGGAAGGAGAAUGAAGAAGAAAAUUUUGAUAUCAAUGGUGAUAUUGAAUUUGACAAUGUCAACUUUAGUUAUCCAUCUCGAAAAGAUGUACCAGCUCUACGCAAUCUCUCUUUUGUUGCCCGAGCUGGUCAAACAACUGCUCUCGUUGGUUCAAGUGGCUGCAAAAGUACAUGCAUAUCACUAUUUCUUCGUUAUUACGAACCUUCAUCGGGACAAAUAAUGAUUCAUGGUCGACCGAUAACAGAAUACAAUGUCAAACAGCUUCGACAAAAAAUUGGAGUUGUUAGUCAAGAACCUAUUCUGUUUGGUAUGAGUAUUUAUGAAAAUAUUCGUUUUGGUAAAAUAAAUGCAACACGAGCAGAAAUUGAACAAGCAGCGCGAGAAGCAAAUGCACAUAAUUUCAUCAUGAAAUUAGCAAAUAAAUAUGAAACACUUGUUGGUGAACGUGGUAUACACUUGAGUGGUGGUGAAAAACAAUGUAUUGCAUUAGCUCGUGCUCUUGUUAAACAGCCCACUUUCCUUUUACUGGAUGAAACAACAAGUGCGCUUGAUAAUGUCAGUGAAAAAAUUGUUCAAGAAGCACUUGAUCGAGCAUGCAAAGGUCGUACAACUAUUGUUAUUGCUCAUCAUUUAACUUCAAUUCGAAAUGCUCAUCAAAUAUAUGUAUUAAAUAAUGGAAGUGUGAUUGAGCAAGGUACACCUGAAACAUUAAUGACAAAAGAAGGAGGCAAAUAUCAAGCAAUGGUCAAACGUCAACAAAUAGAAAGAAUCUAUCAUGACACAGAUGAUAUAAUGAGCAUACAAAAAGCAACAGAAGAAGAGGAAAAAUCUAUAAUUGAGCGCUCUCGUUUAUUUAGUGAUAGUCAAGUGAUUGAUAUGAACAAAUUGGCUGUUGAAGUUAUUCACAACAUGCGCACGAUUAAACAGUUGUCCGCAGAAAAAGAAGUAUUACGAAAAUAUUCUGAAAUUAUUUAUGAAGUACAUAUAUCUUGGCGUAUUGCUGCAUCAAUAUCAGCUGCUGAAGCAUUUUUUGAUUUAUUUGAUCGAAAACCAGCUAUGGACAAUACAUUUAAUGAAGAACAUGAAUUGGUUAACUUUCGUGGUGAGAUACAAUUUGAUCAAGUUAAAUUCAUCUAUCCAAUUCGACCAACAUCUAUUAUUCUUAACAAAUUUCAAUUGAAUAUCAAACCAAGUCAACGUGUGGCUCUUGUUGGUAUGUUUCAGUUAAAUGUCUCUUUCAGAUACGAGUUACAUAAUAUAAUUCGUAUAGGUGCAUCUGGAUGUGGUAAAUCAACUAUAAUACAACUAUUAGAACGAUUCUAUGAUGUUACUAGUGGUCGACUACUGCUUGAUGGCAUUGAUAUUCGACAAUUAAACAUUCAUGGGGUUCGUUCUCAUUUUGGUCUUGUCAGUCAAGAACCAAUUUUGUUCGAUUUAACCAUUGCUGAAAACAUAGCAUAUGGCUUAGAAAAUGUAUCAAUAGAAGACAUUAUUGAUGCAGCAAGUAAAGCUAAUAUUCAUCAAUUUAUUGGCCAAUUGUCUCAGGGUUAUGAAACGAAAGUAGGAUUGAAAGGUAGUCUUCUGUCAGGUGGUGAGAAGCAGCGUAUUGCAAUUGCUCGAGUACUUCUGCGUCGACCUAAAGUAUUACUUUUGGAUGAAGCUACCAGUGCCAUGGAUUCACAAAAUGAACAAAUUGUACAAGAAGCACUUGAACAAGCUCAAAUGGAAGAUCCAAGUCGAACAUCGCUCAUUAUUGCACAUCGUCUUUCAACUAUUCGUUCAUGUGAUUUGAUUUGUGUGCUUGACAAUGGACGUAUAGUGGAAAGUGGUACUCAUACAGAAUUGAUACAGCGACGUGGAGCUUAUUAUAAAAUGCUUGCUCAAACAAUUUACGAUGAUCAGUAG
Molecule: messenger RNA, 2079 nt
Organism: Rotaria sp. Silwood1
Lineage: Eukaryota; Metazoa; Rotifera; Eurotatoria; Philodinida; Philodinidae
Source: the annotation of a GenBank genome assembly